Rotaria socialis is the source of this 393-nucleotide messenger RNA. NCBI's taxonomy places the organism in Eukaryota, Metazoa, Rotifera, Eurotatoria, Philodinida, Philodinidae. The record is from the annotation of a GenBank genome assembly.
AUGACUAAAUCGAAUUCAUUUGACUAUGUUGGUUCAUUGAUUGACAGUGAUUCAGGAAUUGGUCUUGACUAUAAUACGUCAUCUUCAACUUUAAAUGAAUCAUUGCCGCCAUAUUUUUCUCGAUCACUAACACCAUCUCCGGUUCCUUUCACUUCGACGACAACAACAACAUCACCACCAACCCUUAAAAAACGUUAUGAUCUUGUGCCGACAACUAAAUUUUUUUCCGAUGGUAUUAUUGAACGUAUUCGUCCGGCUAUAAUGAGAAAUAGCGAAAAUGGAGACUAUAUCGUUUGCCAGACAAAUCGCGGAACAUUCAUUGCUCAUCGAACACCAAUAGUUCCUGAAUGGGUUCGAGAUCUUGUUGAAGAGAUCGAAUAUCAGCAGCGAUAA